Momordica charantia (bitter melon) is the source of this 2207-nucleotide messenger RNA. Its product is annotated as ALBINO3-like protein 2, chloroplastic. NCBI's taxonomy places the organism in Eukaryota, Viridiplantae, Streptophyta, Magnoliopsida, Cucurbitales, Cucurbitaceae. Gene Ontology annotation, molecular function: membrane insertase activity; protein binding. Gene Ontology annotation, cellular component: mitochondrial inner membrane. Gene Ontology annotation, biological process: protein insertion into mitochondrial inner membrane from matrix. The record is from RefSeq and is a predicted model, not a curated record.
CCCAUUUUUAUUUUUCACCUCUAAAUUACUAACAAUUCACUAAAAAGAAUUCGGCGGCUGGACUGUGGAGAGUCAGUUUUAUGAAAUCUCUGCUUCGUCGGAGUAUGCUCUCACCGUCAAAUGGCAACGUCGAAGCUCUGUGCUCACCUCCGGCGUCUUCGUCCCUCUCGUUUCUACUCCAACGCUUCCAUUUCUUUCCCUUCCGUCUCUCAUCUUCACGAAGCUCAUCUACUUCCGAGUUCUCAUCAUCACUCGUUCAGCCGCCCCAAGCAUUGCUUUGAUCCGCAUACAAGCUCCGUUGCUGCUCUCGGCGUGUUCUCCUCUCGGUCCUUGUGGACUCGCUCGGAAGAUGAUUCAGAGUUCGAACCAAUCGGCCAAUUCGGCGUUGAAUCCAGCCGCCUGUCGGGCGACGAGUCGGGAAUUCAGAACUUGGAACUUGGACGAGUUGUUGAGGAAGUUAUUGGUGCGACUGCUGUGGAGGAGUCCAUCCUACCGGUUCAGCAACUGGCUUCGAUGCUUGAUGGGUUCCAUCAGUAUACCGGGAUGCCCUGGUGGGCAGUUAUUGCUUCAUCAACUUUAGCUCUCAGACUUACGUUGCUGCCCUUACUCAUUGUUCAACUUAAAAAGUUGAAAAGGAUUGGAGAACUGUUUCCUAAGUUGCCACCUCCAUUGCCACCACCUCUAUCGGGACGGAGUUACAUUGACCAAAUUUCUCUUUUUCRAAAGGAAAGAAAGGCAAUUGGAUGCCCCUCAUUUUUAUGGUUCCUUGCAUACUUUUCCAUUCAGGUCCCAUGCUUUCUAUUGUGGAUGGUUACUAUCCGGAAAAUGUCACUUGAUCAUCAUCCUGGAUUUGACUGUGGUGGUGCUUUAUGGUUCCAGAAUCUGACAGAGUAUCCACAUGGAGUUUUAGGCCCCAUAUUUCCGUUUCUAAUUUCCAGCUUGCACUUCAUUAAUGUUCAGGUUUCUUUCAGAAAAUCAUCAAUUGAAAAAGCAACUGGCAUAUUUGGCAUUUUAGCAAAAUACUACAAACUCUAUUUGAAUCUACUGACUGUACCAUUAUUUUUUAUUGGUUACUGUAUUCCUCAGGGCAGUCUAAUCUAUUGGGUUACAAAUAGUUCAUUCACUGCCAUUCAGCAAUUAACCCUCCAACAUCCUGCUGUCCGCAGUAAACUGGGAUUGCCUUUGAAGGAUGCUCCUAUGGGCACCAAUAAUCCAGGAAAAGCACCGUUGGAUACACCCACCAAGUGGAAAAGAAUUUCUGUAGAGAAGUUGUCUCCUAAAGAAUUGCUUGCUUUAUCUGUCCAACUCCUAUCAAAAGGGCAAAAGGAAAGGGCUAUUCCUUUACUGAGACAGGCACUUAACAAGGAACCUGAGUAUGUUCGAGCUCUGAUUGUCAUGGGACAAACUCUGUUACAAAGUGGUCAACCUGAAGAGGCUACUGAAUACCUAGAGCGUGCAAUUUCCAAGUUAUUUCUUUCCGGUCGUCCCAUGGAAGUCGAGGGUGUAGAUCUUCUAAUUCUUGCUUCCCAAUGGGCAGGAGUUGCCAGUAUAAGGCAGGGGAAAAUGGUAGAAGGGAUUGCCCACCUGGAAAGAAUUGCAAAUAUGAAAGAGCCAGAAGAAGCAAAGAGUAAAGCCCAUUAUUACGAUGGUUUGGUUCUGCUAGCAAGUGCUCUAUACAAUGAAGGUCGCAAGGCUGAAGCUACCAAAUACUUGCAGUUAGCUGCAGCUUAUAAUCCUGCCUACAAAGAAUACUUGGAUCAAUGUGAGGAUGAUAAUGAUAAAUUAGUCAGCGAUCUCAUCAGCAGCAGGAGAGGGGAUUAUUAAUUMAAUUCCGUUCAAAACAUGGCUGCUUUGUCUUUGAUGUCAUUUAUUAAUAAUCCCACAGAGCAAAUCCACAGUUUUGGAAAGCUAUUUUAUCGGUUUUCGGUUUAUUCAAGGAUUGUCUGGACAAGGAGUUUGAGGGAAGAGUUUGGAUUUAACAUCAGAGGAAUGUCUUGAAGAAUGAAUAAACGCUGAAGCUGAUGGCAUUAUGUCUCCCAAAUUCAAUUGAUCAGCCAUCAGGUUACUCUGGUUUUGUUUACUGUUCGUUUUGAACAAGGAAAAUAGUUUGAAUAUGAUGAAAGGAAUAAGUUCAUUUUGAAGUGUUGUCAAUGUCAUUGUAGAAAACAAUGUGUUUUAUGUUAUUCUUAUUAAUGUUUUAGAUAAAA